CAAUGCCCCGCGCUCAGGCAGUCGGCCUGGCAGGGCGGGCGCAUGUGCGUUGCGCGCUGUUGUUGUGGCGGCGCGGCCCGCUGCUCCCUGGCCGGCAGCGAUGAGCGACAACGAUGACAUCGAGGUGGAGAGCGAUGAGGAGCAGCCCCGCUUCCAGUCCGCGGCAGACAAACGAGCCCACCACAACGCACUGGAGCGCAAACGGAGGGACCACAUUAAGGACAGCUUCCAUAGCCUGCGGGACUCCGUGCCCUCCCUGCAGGGCGAGAAGCCACAGGCAUCCCGGGCCCAAAUCCUGGACAAAGCCACAGAGUACAUCCAGUACAUGCGUCGGAAAAACCACACGCACCAGCAGGACAUCGACGACCUCAAGAGGCAGAACGCGCUGCUGGAGCAGCAAGUGCGAGCCCUGGAGAAGGCGCGUUCGAGUGCCCAGCUGCAGGCCAACUACCCAGCAGCAGACAGCAGCCUCUACACCAACCCCAAGGGCGGCGCCAUCUCUGCUUUUGACGGUGGCUCUGACUCCAGCUCCGACUCGGAGCCUGACGAGCCACAGAGCAGGAAGAAGCUGCGCAUGGAGGCCAGCUAGGCCCCCCCACACCUGCCCCCUGGCCCCCUAAGGACUCGCCCUUCUCAAGGCUCCAGGGCUGCCCCCUCGCAGCCCCCCUGUGCCAGAAUAUGGCAGGAAGGGGGGGGCUGGGGUCCCCAACUGCGCAGAGAUACCCCCAACAUCCCCCCCUCCCCUGCUGCUAGCGAGCCCCUCUCUGCGCCCGUUCCCCCCCCUUCGAUUUUAUAUGAGCAUUUCUAUUUAUACCCAGGGACCACUGCAGCCCUGAGCUGAGCACGAGGCUGUGCAGGAGGCAGGCGUCCCCCCCCGGCCCCUGUUGUCCACCUGUGGGCACCCCCAGGGGGUGAACACAAAAGGGGGGGGGGGGGGGGGG
Molecule: messenger RNA, 941 nt
Organism: Coturnix japonica (Japanese quail)
Lineage: Eukaryota; Metazoa; Chordata; Aves; Galliformes; Phasianidae
Source: RefSeq, a predicted model, not a curated record